Nerophis ophidion (straightnose pipefish) is the source of this 9256-nucleotide messenger RNA. RefSeq names its product cytoplasmic aconitate hydratase-like. The transcript is spliced from 21 exons. Gene Ontology annotation, molecular function: aconitate hydratase activity; 4 iron, 4 sulfur cluster binding; iron-responsive element binding. Gene Ontology annotation, biological process: tricarboxylic acid cycle; citrate metabolic process. Bases 121 to 2802 code for a protein of 893 amino acids. The record is from RefSeq and is a predicted model, not a curated record. NCBI's taxonomy places the organism in Eukaryota, Metazoa, Chordata, Actinopteri, Syngnathiformes, Syngnathidae. Gene Ontology annotation, cellular component: cytosol; mitochondrion.
GCAAUAUGGAUACGGUGCGUCCAGUCAGCCGGAAAUCAAAACGAAGAAGAAGAAGAGUUCCGGUGUCAGACGACUGUCAGACGCCGUUCAUCGAGACCAGAUUUUGCACCAUAAGGGAGGAUGGCCGGGACCGUGACAAAUCCAUUCCAGCACAUUGUGGACCUUCUGGAUCCCAAAAUUGCAAAUCAGAUGUUCUACAACCUCUCCAAACUGGAAGAUCCUCGAUAUAACCGCUUGCCAUUCUCCAUUCGGAUUCUCUUGGAGUCCGCCGUCAGGAACUGCGAUGGCUUUCUGGUGAAGAAGUCCGAUGUGGAGAAUAUCCUCAACUGGAAGCAGACACAGACGCAGACGGUGGAGAUCCCAUUCAUGCCGGCACGUGUGAUACUGCAGGACUUCACCGGAGUACCUGCCGUGGUGGACUUUGCCGCCAUGCGUGACGCUGUGAUUAAACUGGGUGGCAACCCAGAGAAGAUUAACCCUGUCUGCCCUGCUGACCUUGUCAUCGACCAUUCCGUUCAAGUGGACUUUAACAAAAAGUCUGAUAGCCUUCAAAAAAACCAGAACUUGGAGUUUGAACGCAACAAAGAGAGAUUCCAGUUCCUUAAGUGGGGCUCCCAAGCCUUCAGGAACAUGCGUAUCAUUCCGCCCGGUUCCGGAAUUGUUCACCAGGUCAACUUGGAGUACUUGGCCCAAGUGGUGUUCAACCUCAAUGGGUAUUUUUACCCGGAUAGCCUAGUGGGCACAGAUUCCCAUACCACCAUGAUCGACGGCCUUGGUGUUCUGGGUUGGGGUGUGGGUGGAAUCGAAGCAGAGGCAGUGAUGCUUGGUCAACCAAUCAGUAUGGUUCUACCUGAGGUCGUUGGAUAUAAGUUGCAUGGAACCCCGGAAAAGUUCAUUACUUCUACAGACAUUGUCCUCACCGUCACAAAGCACCUGCGCGAAGUGGGCGUGGUGGGAAAGUUUGUGGAAUUUUUCGGGCCGAGCGUGGAGAAGUUGUCCAUCGCAGACAGAGCAACCAUCUCCAACAUGUGUCCAGAGUACGGAGCGACUGCUGCAUUCUUUCCGGUAGAUAACGUGAGCAUCGAGUACCUCAAGCAGACAGGGCGAGAACCAGAAAAGCUGUCCUACAUCUCAAAGUAUUUGAAGGCAGUGUCUAUGUUCCGAGAUUACAGUAAUGUCGCGCAAGAUCCGGAUUUCAGUCAGGUUGUGGAGUUGGACCUUGGCACUGUGGUUCCCUGCUGCAGUGGCCCAAAAAGACCUCAGGACAGAAUUGCUCUUUCAGACAUGAGAAAAGACUUUGAAACCUGCCUGGCAGCAAAGCAAGGUUUCAAGGGUUUUGCCAUAUCCUCGGACUCCCAAAGCACAACGGUUCCUUUCCAGUUCAACGGCAAAGAGUACACAUUGAGUCACGGCUCUGUGGUCAUUGCGGCUAUCACCAGCUGCACAAACACCAGCAACCCGUCUGUCAUGCUUGGAGCAGGACUCCUGGCUAAAAAGGCAAUAGAGAAUGGGUUAAGUGUGAAGCCUUACAUAAAGACGAGUCUUUCACCCGGCAGUGGAGUGGUAACGUCCUACCUAAAGGAGAGUGGUGUAAUGGACUACCUCUUUCAAUUGGGCUUUGAGGUAGUCGGCUACGGUUGCAUGACAUGUAUAGGAAACAGUGGCCCUCUCCCUGAGCCAGUUGUGGAGGCCAUCACCCAGGGAGAUUUGGUUGCUGCAGGUGUUCUCUCGGGCAACCGCAACUUUGAGGGACGCGUUCACCCCAACACCAGAGCCAACUACCUCGCGUCGCCUCCACUCGUCAUUGCUUAUGCAAUAGCCGGGACUGUUAAGAUCGACUUUGAGACAGAACCUAUCGGAAUUAACGCCGAAGGUAGAGAGAUCUUUCUGAGGGAUAUUUGGCCCACACGAGAGGAGAUCCAGCAUGAAGAGAAAAAAGUUGUCAUUCCUUCCAUGUUUAGAGAGGUCUACCAGAAAAUCGAGAAAGUGAACGAACGCUGGAACUCGUUGGUGGCACCAUCUGACAAUCUAUAUCCCUGGGACCCGACCUCGACUUACAUUAAGUCCCCGCCCUUCUUUGACAACUUGACCAUGCAGUUAAACCCUCCUAAGUCCAUAAACGGUGCCUACGUGCUGCUAAACUUUGGCGAUUCAGUCACCACGGACCAUAUUUCCCCUGCCGGUAACAUCACAAGAAACAGUGCUGCUGCGCGAUACCUGACAAGCAGAGGUGUCACCCCACGUGACUUCAACUCAUAUGGGUCCCGUCGAGGAAACGACGCUGUCAUGGCCAGGGGAACCUUUGCCAACAUCCGUCUGUUCAACAAAUUCCUCAACAAGCAGGCGCCACAAACGGUUUACCUGCCAACCGGAGAAACAAUGGAUGUGUUUGACGCAGCGGACCGAUACAGCCAGUUGGGAGUUCCUCUAAUGAUUCUUACCGGGAAGGAGUAUGGUUCCGGAAGCUCAAGAGACUGGGCAGCCAAAGGUCCAUUAUUACUGGGCAUAAAGGCAGUUCUUGCCGAGAGCUACGAGCGCAUUCACCGGAGUAAUCUGGUGGGGAUGGGAAUCAUCCCGCUGGAGUAUUUACCGGGAGACACCGCCGACAGUCUGGGCUUGACUGGAAGAGAGCGCUACAGCGUGGCCAUACCCGAGCAGAUCACCACUAGGAUGAUCGUCGUCGUGACGCUCGACACGGGGAAAACAUUCCAGGUACGAAUGAGGUUCGACACGGAUGUGGAAGUGGCCUAUUUCCACCACGGGGGGAUCCUGAACUACAUGAUCCGCAAGAUGUCGGAAUGAGAGCAAGUGCAUGCAUGUGUUGGGGGGAAAAAAGAAUCCACCAAAUUUUAACUAAAAAAUGUGUAGUUCCAUUAAAUCGUGCCUUCUCCUCCUAAAUCCUCACACAAAAGAAAGGUGAAUUCUUGAUAGACGUUCUUUCGUUUAUUACCAAAGCCUUCGACUUCCCCGGAUUCCGCAGAAGACUCCUAAAUUCUCUGGUCUCCCGGCUGAAGUUGGCUUGAUGCAUCAGCGGGUGGGUCGACAAAGGCUAAACAAUUCACAGGAAAAUGUACAAAACCCAACACCAGUGAAGUAAAUAAAAACAGAAUCCAAUUAUUUGAAAAUUAUUUUCAACCUAUAUUCAAUUGAAUAGACUACAAAGACAAGAUACUUAACGUUCGAACUGGAAAACUUUGUUAAUUUUUGCCAAUAUUAGCUCAUUUGGAAUUUGAUGCCUGUAACAUGUUUCAAAAAAGGUGGCACAAGCGCCAAAAAAGACUAAGAAAUGCUCAUCAAGCACUUAUUUGGAACAUCCCACAGGUGAACAGGCUCAUUGUGAACAGGUGGGUGCCAUGAUUAGGUAUAAAAGCAGCUUCCGUGAAAUGCUCAGUCAUUCACAAACAAGGACGGGGCGAGGGUCACCACUUUGUGAACUAAUGCGUGAGCAAAUUGUCGAACAGUUUAUGAACAACAUUUCUCAACCAGCUAUUGCAAGGAUUUUAGGGAUUUCACCAUCAAAAGGUUCAGAGAAGCUGGAGAAGAAUCGGAAUCAGAAAUAUUUAAAUAAUCCCUGAGGAGAAAUUAACAAUCAGUCAACUCUAAGGCCGAGAACCAAAACUGCAUCAAAAAGCGACAUCAGUGUAUAAAGGAUAUCACCACAUGGGCUCAGGAACACUUCAGAAAACCGCAGUCAGUAACUACAGUUUGUUGAUACAUCUGUAAGUGCGAGUUAAAACUCUACUAUGCAAAGCGGAGGCCAUUUAUCAACAACACCCAGACUCACUGGGCCCGAGCUCAUCUAAGAUGGACUGAUGCAAAGUGGAAAAGUGUUCUGUGGUCUGACGAUUCCAAGUUUCAAAUUGUUUUUGGAAACUUUGGACGUCCAUUUCUCCGGACCGAAGAGGAAAAGAAUCAUCCGGACUGUUAUAGGCGCAAAGUUCAAAAGCCAGCAUCUGUGAUGACAUGGGUAACUUAUACAUCUGUGAAGGCACCGUUAAUGCUGAAAGGUACAUACAGGUUUUGGUGCAACAUAUGUUGCCAUUUGAGCAGCGUCUUUUUCAAGGACGCCCCUGCUUAUUUCAGCAAGACAAUGCCUCGUGUUACAACAGCGUGACUUCAUAGUAAAAGAGUGCGUGUACUAAACUGCUUUGUUUGUAGUCCAGACCUGUCUCCCAUUGAACAUGUUGUGGCGCAAUAUGAAGCCUAAAAUACCACAACGGAGACCCCGGACUGUUGAACAACUUAAGCUGUUCAUCAAAAAUGUGUCUCCUCAGUUCCCAAACGUUUACUGAGUGUUGUUAAAAGGAAAGGCCAUGUAACACAGUGGUAAAAAUGCCCGUGUACCAACUUUUUUGCAAUGUGUUGCUGCCAUUAAAUUCCAAGUUAAUAAUUAUUUGGCAAAAAAAAAAAAAUACGUUUCUCAGUUCGAACAUUAACUAUUUUUGCAGUCUAUUCAAUUGAAUAUAAGUGGAAAAUAAUUUUGCAAAUCAUUGUAUUCUGUUUUUAUUUACCAUUUACUAGGGGUGUAACGGUACAUGUAUUUGUAUUGAACCGAUUCGGUACGGAGGUUUCGGUUCGGUUCGGAGGUGUACCGAACGACACGGACAUAUUAAGUAGCCCACCUUUUGUAAACAAUGCACACCGAUUCACUAGUGGUGCAACGGAUCAACAUUGAUCUGUGAUCCGUUCGGAUCAAUAUCUUCGGUUCGGCACACACGUGAUCCGCGGUCUGAUGUAUGAAAAAAAAAAAAAAAAGUUGUUCGCACAGCGUGGUAAAGGCGAGCGCAGUAACGGAGGAACUUGAACGGUGUGUUUAUAGGUGCAGACUCCAUUGUGCAAAACGAGGGUUUUAAACACAUGCUGAAGGUGCUUCCGCCACAUUACGACAUCCCGUCAUGCACCAAUUACAGCGAUAAGAUUGUGCCAGAUUUUUAUGAGCAAGAGAAGAAAACAUUUGUGGACGAACUAUCCCGAGCGUCUUCUGUUGCGCUCACGUCAGAAGGGUGGAGGUCCACGGGAACUAUGUGACCAUUAGAGCUCAUCUCAUCACAGCAGAGUGGGAGAUGAAACUACGAGAGUCACCUUGUGCAGGUACUGACACAAGCAGUGGAGGAAAGGAGAAAUCCCUUUUUAUAUGGCACUGUUUUUCAUUAAUUAUGUUAAAAAGAAGAUAUUAUGCCUCGUGCAUUUGAAGUAGAUUUUAUAUAUUUUAAUUUAAUAAUUUAAAAGUGUUACAAAACAAAACGGCAAAACUUCUGUUUAUUUGUCUUGUCUUUUUUUUUUUUUUCCUGAUCCGAAAAAAAUUAUCCAAUCUGGGAGUUUUUUGAUCCGUUGCACCCCUACGAGGCACCAUGAAAUGAUUUACGUGGACCCCGACUUACAACAGGUUGAAAUACUUUUUUGGGGUGUUACCAUUUAGUGGUCAAUUGUAUGGAAUAUGUACUGUACUGCAGUGGUCCCCAACCACCGGGCCGCGGACCGGUACCGGGCCGUGGCCCGAUUGGUACCAGGCCGCAGAAUAAUUUUUUAUUAAUUUUUAUUUAAAGAAAAAAAUAAUAAUAAUAUUUUUAUUUUUUUUAAUUAAUCAACAUAAAAACACAAUAUUCACUUACAAUUAGUGCACCAACCACAAAAACCUCCCCUUUUCAUGACAAAAACGUCCCUUUUUCAUGACAAAAAAAAAAAAAGGACACCCCAGCCACACCCCACCCGUGCCGCGGGACAAAGUAUUAAGCGUUGACCGGUCCGCGGAUACAAAAAGGUUGGGGACCACUGCUGUACUGUGCAAUCUACUAAUAAAAGUUUCAAUCAAUCAAAAAAACAACAACACAUGGCAUGCUAGCAACGACUGGGCUAUGAUAGACUGACCAUACCUCCUCUUUUCUCCGGCUAUGUCCUCUUUUGCGGGGCUGUCCGGGUGGAGUUUCUUAAAUGCCUCAAAUGUCCGGCAUUUUAAGUUAGGGUUGCAUGUAUUUUCAAUGUACGUUCAAGGUUAAGAAGGGGUUCAAAACAAGACAAUUUGUGCACACAGCAGCAUUCGUGACGGAGGGACAGAGACAGAGCGAGAGAGUUAUGAUAAAGUUGCAACGUUGUCUAAUUAAACAAAGCUGUUUUUUUUUCUUUCAGUCAUUGCUCAAAACAUAAUAUUGAAUCAAAAUCAAUGUUAUUAUGAAUUAUUGACCUAUCCAAGUUUCCGAUUACUUCACAUCAAAAUAUUUUUGGUGGAAGAUUUAGCAAAUAUGUUAAAUAAAUAAUCAAAAAAUUUAUAUUUUGUUUUUUUCUUACUGUACCGAAAAUGAACCGAACCGUGACAUCUGAACCGAGGUACGUACCAAACCGAAAUUUUUGUGUACCCUUACACCCCUACCAUUUACACAACGUGCCAACUUCACUGGUUUUGGGUUUUCUAUGACAGCCUGACAUCCAUAUUCCCAUGUUAAGUCAUUAUGAGAUAAAAAGUUAUAUUUUAAAUUAUUAGAUAACAUGUAUUUUAUGAGAUUAAAAAUAGAUAUGACGAGGGGCAAAAUGCCUUCAUUGCUUUCACUUCACUGUUCAGGAUUGCAUAGCCAUGUGUAUAAUCACGCAAUGUCGUCAUUUGAUCCCAUAAUUACGACUUAGUCUGCGACAAAAAACUGCUUAUAUUGUAAGUUGCAAAAAUGAACAGUAUUACCAUUCUAAUGCAUGCAUUCUGCACACUGCAGCGUGGAUACCUCUUUAAAGAACAGAGUAGCGGUUGGAAUUAUACAAUUGAUCAUAUAAAUUUAGGAGCAUCGUGAGACUAGAGGCAAUAGGAUUUUUCGUAGUAGGAUUGUAGUUCUUGAUGGAGGUUUCUAAUCGUCUUCAAAUAUGUGUUCACUGUACGUUAUUAGCUUUUUGUGUUCGGAAUGCAUUUUCAAUAUGAAACUAAUAAUAUAUAUAUGUAAUAAAACUCAUGAGCCGCUGCCUUCCAUACCGUCGAUUAUAACAUUCUAUUAGUGCGUAUCAAGACACGUAUUGGUAUGUCAGACUUAGCCUCGUCUUGGUUUAACGCCUAUCUUAGUGACAGGAUGCAGCGCUUCUCCCAAAACAAUGUGACAUCGGACUAUGUUAAAGUUACGUGCGGAGUUCCCUGGGGUCCGGUCCUUGGCCCUGCACUCUUCAGCAUCUACGUGCCGCCGCUUGGUGACAUCAUAUGCUGAUGGCGCACAACUCUACAUGCCCCUAAUGGUGACCAACACGCCGGAUUGUAGUCACCUGGAGGCGUGUCUUAAUGAAAUUAAACACUGGAUGUCCAGCAACUUUUUGCAUCUUAAUACUAACAAAAAGGAAACAUGCUGAUUAUCGGUCCUGCUAGACACCAACACCUGUUUAAUAAUACCACCCUAACAUUUGACAACCUAACAAUUAUACACCUAUUUAAUAAUACCACCUUUAUAUUUAAAGACAAAACAAUUCUACACAUAUUUAAUAACCAAACAUUUAUACGCUUAUUUAAUAAUACCACCUUUACAUUUUAAAACCAAACAAUUACGCACCUAUUUAAUAUUACCACCUUAACAUUUGACAUCCAAACAAUUAUACACCUAUUUAAUAAUACCACCUUAACAUUUGACAUCCAAACAAUUACACACCUAUUUAAUAAUACCACCUUAACAUUUGACAACCAAACCACUAUACACUUAUUUAAUAAUACCACCUUUAUAUUUUAAAACCAAACAAUUAUACACCUAUUUAAUUAUACCACCUUAACAUUUGACAACAAAACCAUUAUACACCUAUUUAAUAAUACCACCUUAACACUAGAAAUCCAAACAAUUACACACUUAUUUAAUAAUACCACCUUAAUAUUUGACAACCAAACCACUAUACACUUAUUUAAUAAUACCACCUUUAUAUUUUAAAACCAAACAAUUAUACACCUAUUUAAUAAUACCACCUUAACAUUUGACAACAAAACCAUUUUACACCUAUUUAAUAAUACCACCUUAAUAUUUGACAACCAAACAAUUAUACAUUUAUUUAAUAAUACCACCUUAAUAUUUGACAACCAAACAAUUAUACACCCAUGUAAUAACACCACAUUAACAUUUGAAAUCAAAACAAUUAUACACCUAUUUAAUAAUACCAACUUAACAUUUGACAACAAAAUAAUUAUACUCUUAUUUUAUAGCACCUUUACAUUUGACAACAAAACAAUUAUACACUUAUUUAAUAAUACCACCUUAACAUUUGAAAUCAAAACAAUCAUACACCUAUUUAAUAAUGCCACCUUAAUAUUUGACAACCAAACAAUUAUACAUUUAUUUAAUAGUACCACCUUAAUAUUUGACAACCAAACAAUUAUACACCUAUGUAAUAACACCAACUUAACAUUUGACAACAAAAUAAUUAUACUCUUAUGUAAUAGCAUCUUUACAUUUCACAACAAAACAAUUAUACACUCAUUUAAUGAUACCACCUUCACAUUUGACAACUAAAUACUUAUACUCUUAUUUAAUAGCACCUUUAAAUUUGACAACAAACAAUUAUACACUUAUUUAAUAAUACCACCUUAACAUUUGACAACUAAAUAAUUAUAUACUUAUUUAAUAAUAUCACCUUAACAUUUGACCACAAAACGAUUAUACACCUAUUUUAUAAUACCACCUUAACAUUUGACAACCAAACAAUUAUACUCUUAUUUAAUAAUACCACCUUAACAUUUGACAACAAAACAUUUAUACAAUUAUUUGAUAAUACCACCUUAACAUUUGACAUCAAAAAAAUUAUACAAAUAUUUAAUGAUACCACCUUAACAUUUGACAACCAAAAAAGUAUACACCUAUUUAUUCAUACCACCUUAACAUUUGACAACAAAACAAUUAUACAAUUAUUUAAUAAUACCACCUUAACAUUUGACAAUUAUACAAUUAUUUAAUAAUACAACCUUAACAUUUGACAACAAGACAAUUAUACAAUUUUUUAUUAAUACCACCUUAACAUUUGACAAUUAUACUAUUAUUUAAUAAUACAACCUUAACAUUUGACAACAAAACAAUUAUACAAAUAUUUGAUAAUACCACCUUAACCUUUGACAAGAAAACAAUGACACCAAGCGACUAGGUAAAGAAUCUGGAUAUUAUCUUCCACCCAACUCUCUGCCCUGUUGUGGGAUCCGAGCCAAGGAUGUGGUCGUGGCUUGUGCAGCCCUUUGAGACGAUUGUGAUGACGGGCUACAGAAGUCAACUUUGAUUGAUGUGCCGCCAAAGGAGUACCAAAUAAAAACAGUGCAUUACUA